Molecule: messenger RNA, 3903 nt
Organism: Anguilla rostrata (American eel)
Lineage: Eukaryota; Metazoa; Chordata; Actinopteri; Anguilliformes; Anguillidae
Gene: phc1
Product: polyhomeotic homolog 1
Exons: 15
Coding region: 237-3065 (942 amino acids)
Biological process (GO): negative regulation of DNA-templated transcription
Cellular component (GO): nucleus; PRC1 complex
Molecular function (GO): chromatin binding; histone binding; zinc ion binding
Source: RefSeq, a predicted model, not a curated record
CAAACAACGGAGAAGGAGGCGGAUUCUCCCUGAAGCACAAUCGCUCCAGUAAUUGUGACCUAAUGUUUAUAGCUAGCUGUUACUCAACUGGCUAGCUUGAGCAAUGUACUAAGUACAUGUUUAACGCGAUCCGCCUCGCGAAAAUCAUAUACAAAAAGUGAAGAAAAAGAUUGAUCAGUCGAUAGAAGGUGGGGAAUAUAGCUAACGAAGGAGAAGGAAAAGGAGGUCGCGUCACCAUGGAUACAGAAGGGGACCAGAACUCAGGCGCUACCAAUGGGAACACGCCUUCUGGGGGGAAUUCUCGUCCACAUCAAAUAUCCCAAAUGUCUCUUUAUGAGAGACAGGCUGUACAGGCUCUCCAGGCUCUGCAGAGGCAGCCCAACGCAGCUCAGUAUUUCCAGCAGCUGAUGCUCCAGCAGCAGAUAAGCAACGCCCAGCUCCACAACCUGGCCGCCGUGCAACAGGCCACUCUCGCUGCCAGUCGCCAGUCCAGUUCUCCCAGUAACAGUGUCUCCCAGGCCACCACCACUGCCCAAUGCACUGUGAAUUUAAGCUCUUCUGCUGGAGGAGCCAUGACCAAUACCCGCCCCCUUGGUCCGGCCUCCUCUGCAGCAUCAUCGACUCUCAGCCAAUCCGUGCUGCUGGGCGGGAACACGGCGGGACAGGGUCAGAUGUACUUGAGAGUCAAUCGCUCUCUCAGGGCACCACUUUCAUCCCAGCUUAUAUUCAUGCCCGGUGGCACGGCAACCGCUGCUGUGGCAACUGUCGCUCAGCAUCAGCCGCAACAGCAACAACAACAGCAGCAGCAGCAGCAGCAGCAGCAGCAGCAGACACAACAACAGGAAGUUCCUCCUACCUCCUCCAAUAACCAAUCAGACAAUGAUCAGGUGCAGAACCUGGCCUUGCGCUGUGUUUCCAGUCCCAGAGUCACAGGUGUCAAGGCCGAGUGUCCAGACCGGAAAGAGACAGUUACCUUCUCCAUUGUUCAGCAACCCCAACAGCAGCAGCAGCAGCAGCAGUUCCCCCAAACUACCCAACAAACCACAGCGCAGCAGCAGCAGAUACAGCCACAGCAGCCGCAAAUGGCGAGCAAAGUGGCCCCAUACACUCAGACCUCCGCACCCACCCUGCCCAGCAUAAGCAUCAAAACUGGAACCCAGUCCAACAUGGCUCCGCCCCCAGCCCCUCCUCUCUCUCCUUCCUCCUCCCCGUCCCCCUCCCUCCCUAUUCCCCAGCUCCUCCUCUCUCCUGGCUUCUGUCAAGCCCGUGCCGUCACCACGGUGACCUCGGCCGCCACGCCGACACACAUCCUCGUCCCCACGUCCACUGCGCCCAGCCCCUCUCAGGUCUACCCGGGCUCCUCUGCCACGGCCAAGCCCAACAUAAACACUCAGACCCUGGUGGUGCAGCCGCUGCAGCAGUCCAAUGCUAACAUCAACCCGGAGAAGAUGGGCCACACCACUGGCCCUGUUCCCAUUCAGCCCAAAACUGUGCAGGGCCUACGCCUGCCCCUCCAGCUCCCUCCCCGGCACCCGCCCCCCAUCCUCCCAGCCCCACCAAGCAACACCCAGGCCAGUGCUUCGCACCCCCCGCCGCAUGUUCCUGUUCAGCUGGUGGGUGCCAGGCAGGAUUCUCUAGGAAACUCCCAGGCUUUGGCCCUGGCCCGGGCCCGAAGCUGCUGUGCCCAGGACAGCGGGUCUUUAAAUAAUUCCGCAAAUUCCAAUGUCGUUACUAUGGUAACUUCAAUGGCGACAGGAGUGGGUGUGGCUGGAGGGGCUGGCCUAAAGUCACCCCAAACGGCUCUCCCAAUGACUCAGAUCUCUCAGAUUCACCUCCCUGCUAAUCAGAGUCCAGUUCUGAACCCAAAUCGUUCCUCUUCAACCACCUCCUCCUCCUCAUCCCCCUCGAUUUCUUCUUCUCCAUGCCUGUCUCUUCCACUCUCUGCGGAUGGGCAGAAUACUGCAUCGAUAAUGGUGCCUCCCUCUGGUGAUUCUGUUUAUGUGCAGCCUGUACAAAUACAGGGAAAGCCCGUUAGUGGAUCUUUGAAGAGGAAGUCAGAAUCUGAUAUAGCCAAUGAGAUGGCAGCAGGCUCCGCUCCUCUCUGCGCCCCCCCGCUGAGAGAAAUCUCUCCUCCUCUCUCUGCCUCAGCCAUCGACGCAGCGUCCGGCACAGCCUCCCCCUCCCCGCCGGCUCUCUCCAUGUCCCGGGCAGGAGGGGGUCAGGGUGAGAGGGCGCCCCCACCACAGGCUGUGGUUAAACCCCAGGUCCUCACACACCUGAUUGAAGGCUUUGUCAUCCAGGAAGGAGCCGAACCCUUCCCUGUGACCGGACCAGUGAAGGAGCGAGCAGAGGGGGCGUUUCCGGCGACAGUCCCGCCCACUGUCCCGGCAGAGUCCGAGGCUCCCACAGUGAUGAAGUGUGAGUACUGUGAAGGCUUUGCCCCCGCCAACCAGUUCAGAGGCUCCAAACGCUUCUGCUCCAUGACCUGUGCCAAGAGGUACAAUGUGAGCUGCAGUCACCAGUUCCGCAGUCGUCGCGGCCGAGCUGCUCGCGCGUCAGUGGGGGGGCCUGGGGGGCCUGUGGGGCCCGAGGGGAUCCUGAGACGCAGGGGUCCUCGCAGGAGCAGCUCGGAGAUCGCCUGCGCCAAAAUAGCCGGGAGACAUUUGCCUGUGAAGUGUCGGUCAGAGUCCAGCCGUUCAGAGGAUGUCUCCAGUUGUGAGGAAGAGGAGGAGGAAGACUCUCUCUCCCUUUCUCCCAGCUCCUCCUUGUCCUGCCCCAGACCGGCUCACUGUGGGCCCCAGUUGGACGGCUCCACUGCUGGUGGUCUCCCAUUGGACGGCGGCCACUUCCUUUCUGGAAGUCCCUCCCACUGGAGUGUGGAUGAAGUGUGUCAGUUUAUCUCCUCGUUGCAAGGUUGUGAAGACCUGGCAAGUCAGUUCCUCUCCCAGGAGAUCGACGGUCAGGCCCUGCUCCUGCUGAGGGAGGAGCACCUCAUGUCCACUAUGAACAUCAAACUGGGUCCAGCGCUGAAGAUCUGCGCCUCCAUAAACAACCUGAGGGACUGAGGGGGACUGGGAGGGGCGAUGACCCUGCUGUUCUGGCCAAUCACAGGGCAGAUGUGGAAGGGAAAAGCCCGGUCAGCUGUGACACGGUUGCCUUUACUUGGAACACGUCGUACGUUUUCCACAUUGUGUUUCCCGGAAGAAGAGGGGAGAAAAAAUGAAACGGAUAGGAAUGUCGUGAAUAGAAGAGUUCUUGUCUCUGACGGAAUGGAGAGGAAUUGAAGAUUUGUGCUUGUGAGAGAGAGAGAGAGAGAGAGAGAGAGAGAGACGUGUGUGCAGUGCGUGUGCGGAAGCCUGAUGUUGUUUGCAACAAAAUAUAUUCCCAUGCUUGUGCUCUGUGCGUAUACAAUUAUAGAAGGUAAUCAUCAUUAUUAUUAUUAGCUUAUAUGACAGUAUAUUUCAAGAGUCAAACGAAAAGUUGCCUUUUUACUCUUUUCAAUGGUGCUUUAAUGAAGUAAUUGAUAGUGGUAGCAUUGGGUGUAGAAAUACCAGAUUCCUCCAUUCCAAAGUUAAUGAUGAUGAAACUGCAUUGCUUGUCAUUCCACGUGGCUUAUUUCUUAAUGCUUGUUUGUGGACUGAGGUCAGACUACUUGAGGAUCAGGUGACAUUUUGCAGGUUUGAUAUAAAAGUGGCGGGGGAAGCUAGAAUUCCCUGGGUUGUUUUGUCAAAAGGAGUCUGGUUCCUAGAAUCUUUUUUGUAUUAAAAUCAACAAUUUGCCUUUUAUGAUUUACGAAGAUUAUUCUGAGAAUAGGUAUUACUCUGCUUGCGUAUCUACAUGUUUGGCUAGGGAGAGCUGCCUCCUGCUUAUUAUGCUAGAAAAAUAAACAAUUAUUGCUGAAAA